AUGUUGCUGUUGAAGAUAAAGUUCACCCAGCAGCGGCGGGUGCAUCUGGCCCAGGGUCUGUGGCUGCUGUCCUGGACGGCGGUGAUAUGGGGGGCCAUCAUCUUUUGUCUGGGUGUUUAUCUUAAGAUGGAGCUUCUACGCAGAGACGAGGUGAUGGACAACACAGAGAUCCACGUGGUGCCCAACAUCCUCAUUAUAGUGGGCCUGGCCUCCAUCGGCACCAACUGGGUUGCCGGUUGUGUGUGUCAAGACUCAUUAGAUGCAACCCGCUUCCCUCGUUGGAAAGUUCUCCUGCUGGGUUGGUUUGCUGUAGCUGCAGUGCUCUGUUGUCUGCUGAUCUCUGUCGUGGCGCUCAGCUUCGCCCUGCAGGGACGCCUGGAGGAGUCCCUGAAGGUGGGCCUGAGGAAUGGCAUUCGCUUCUACAAGGACACAGACGUGCCGGGCCGUUGUUACCAGAAAGAAACCAUUGAUCGUCUGCAGAUGGAGUUUCGCUGUUGUGGAAACAACAACUUCAAGGACUGGUUUGAAGUUCAGUGGGUCAGCAGCAGAUACCUGAACUUCACCUCCAAGGACGUCAAGGAUCGUAUCCGGAGCAACGUGGACGGCCGUUACCUGUUGGAUGGCGUUCCGUUCAGCUGCUGUAACCCCUCCUCCCCUCGCCCCUGCCUGCGCUACACCCUGACGGACAACAAUGCCCACUUCAACUACGAGUACCAAUCCGAAGAACUCAACCUGUACAGCCGUGGCUGCAGGCAGGCUCUGACCGACUACUACAUGGAGCUGAUGAACUCAACCGGUCCAGGUGUGCUGUCAGUCAUCCUGAUACAGAUGUCAGUGAUUCUGGGCAUGCGGUACCUGCAGACUUCGGUGGAAGGAAUCAUGGCUCUGGAGGACCCAGAGGGCGAGAGUGAUGGUUUCCUCCUGGAGAAAGGUGUUAAGGAAACCAUGGAGGACCUCAAAGUCAAAGCUCUCAUCAUGCUACAGUUUUGGCUGGAUGACCCCAUCGCCACCGAAGGGUCAUCUGAGGAUGCAGACUUAGAGAAAGCGGAGAAGGAAGCGUCCCCAACUCCUGCCAGUUAG
This is a messenger RNA of Notothenia coriiceps (black rockcod), 1080 nucleotides long. RefSeq names its product RDS/peripherin-like protein xRDS35. The record is from RefSeq and is a predicted model, not a curated record. Gene Ontology annotation, cellular component: plasma membrane. The transcript is spliced from 5 exons. Gene Ontology annotation, biological process: visual perception. NCBI's taxonomy places the organism in Eukaryota, Metazoa, Chordata, Actinopteri, Perciformes, Nototheniidae. Bases 1 to 1080 code for a protein of 359 amino acids.